AUGGCAAAACAGGACGAAGAAGAUCUCAAUCUACCUGUCCCUGGUCAAACUUCGUUUUGGUCAGUCCACGACUCUUUUCGUGCAGGUCUGAGAGAUGAACCGCGGAAUCCAAGGAGCACAUCCAAGCGAGGGGAGAGGCAGCAAGCUUCCACGCCGCGGCGAGCGCAAGCAGCGCAGGAGGCCGUGCAGCUUCAGGUCAGGCAGUUGGAGUUGAAACAGCUGGAGCUCCAAGUGAAAUUGAAACGCCGUUUGGAAGAGCAGGCAAAGGAAGCCAAAGAAGCCCUGUCGGCCAAGCAACAGCAGGUGGAGCGCUUGAAGCAACACGCUUUCCUGGAGGCUCGGGAAAGAGAGCGUGACCUUUCCUUGCGGCGAACAGGAGCCUCCCGCAGUGGCAGUGCCUCGCCCCGAAGCCGUGGCGGUAGCCCUGGAAGCCGCAGUUUCGAAGCGUUUGCAGCAGAGGAGCUCUCAGUGGCUGACUCAGAGGAACGCGAGGCAAGACAAACCGAUCGAGCAAGGAAGGUUGAGAAAGAGCGGGAAAAGAUUGCCUGGCGCGCCAUGCAGGAGGAACAGGCGGCCAAAAAAGAACAAGCAGCGCGAAAGCUUCAAACCUUCAGAAGUGCAAGUGGGCAUCAGCGGAACCAAGCUCGGGCUUUCGGAGAAGCCCGCAAAACGGAGCUUCAAAAAGCUGAAAGAGGACCCAGCCAGGCGCCGCAGAAAGUGAAGCCCAAAGUCGCGGUGGUUGAACGAGAGCCAGCACGGCGGCCUUUUCGGGCAGCUGCAUCAGCCGUGGAGCCGGUGGAGACACCACGGUCACACGGGUGGGGUUCGCGAAGUGACUCACCGGGAGCUACCAGCAGAACUGCCAGCAGAUCAAGGGCCAACAGUCCAGAGGCAAGACCACAAAGCCGAAAAAGAGCAGGACACCAACAGGCCACUGAAAUCUCUCAGGCACGAGUGGUGCAGAAAUCUUUUCAGCGAGGUCAGACGAAAGCAUCAUCACCACCACGUUCCCCUUCCAGCCGGUCACAGAGCCCCAGACUCCCGAGCCAAGUCUCGCGGAGCUUUGGCACCGGCUCACCUGCUGCCUCACCACGGACAACCUCCAGAACGCCUAGCCCCAGGAAGGAAGGCCCAGUGGAUCAACGACCUCUGUGGCUCCCGGUGGGCCGUUCUAGGAGCCAGCAGCCCCAGCGACCAAUGGCAUCGGCGGAGCCGAAGCGGUCAGCGACCGCGCGAAGGGCAGCGCCCAAGAGUGAGGCCGAGCCUCGAGGGAAGGAGAAGCUCUCCACCAGCCCUGCUGCGAAGAUGGGUGCCGAUGCACUACCGCAUGGCCGAGGACCUGGUUCUAUAUGCUCGGAGCCUGUAGGCGCCGCGAAGAACACCAAGGCCGCUGAGAGAGGCUAUCCGGUUGGGAUGACAAUGCCUGGAUUCCAGUUGCACUAUGGCCCCAAUGGACAGCCUUGGUACACCGACGGGAAGCAAUGGUGGCCGGUGUGCUACAAUCCCAUGAUGGCUUCCCAACAGUGGUCAACGCCGUUCUCUUCCUGGACUAUGCCGAGCCAGCAAACGCCCAGUCAACAAACGGCGGUCAAUCCGAAGGAGUUAGACUUGAAAGGAGUCAAGCAGAAUGCAACGAGAACUCGAGUGAAGACAGAAACCAAGGAGGAGAAAACUACGAAAGGAGACAAGAAGGACAAAUCCUCCAAAGAGAAGGAUAAGGGUGACCGCGGAGAGAAGAAGAAGAAGCCGGACAAAGGCCCACCAGAAGAUGUCCCCGAUUGGGGAGGUGACGAUGAGGGUGAUGAGCCAGAUCCGGAGGAUGACACGGAGUACACUUAUGAAGAAGAGAGCGAGGAAGAGGAGGAGCAUGAACCAGACCAAUCGGUCGAUGUGACGCCGCGGUCAGCGACCGGAGUGACGCCUCGCUCAGGCACAGGAGGCGAGCCCCGAGAAGGUCCGCGACCUGGGCGGCGACCUGCGGAGCGUGACACGCAUCACACGGGCAGCGGCCCACGGAGGCGGAGACCUCCAGGUGGCGGCGGCCCACCUUCGAUGCCAUCCAGAGGAUCGCAAGCCUCUUCCAGCCACAGGACAUCGUCCGUCAGAACAGAGUCGGUACGACAGCUGCUCAAGGAGCGUACCGACCAGCCUGAAGGACGAGCUCGUGCUAACCUUGGACAAGUCCGGCUGGAGACCUUCUCAGGUGACAGGUCUCAAUACAGGAACUGGAUGAAGACGAUCCAAGCUCAGAAGCAGCUCUACCAGAUCCAAGACAAGGAGCUGGCGGUCUUGCUGUUCCUGUCCUGCACCGGGGAGGCAAGAGAGGUUCUCAACCAACUGGAGAUAGCGGACAUGCAAGAGGAGGGCGGCCUUCAACGCAUCCUACGUCUCUUAGAGGAUGCGUAUGGGAGCAAAGCAGAUGAGAGAUUCGAGGAAAGACAAAAUGCUUUCCUGAGUUUCCGCCGCUCUCCCGGACAAAGCAUCGCUGCUUACUUAGCGACCCUGAAGAGACUCCGAAAUGAGUACUUGCGUGAAGACCCGGGGUCAGUAAUCAGCGACCGUGCAUUUGCCCAAAGAAUGCUGACCCGUGCUUCCUUGACACGGCGCGAACGGUACGACUGCUUUUUUGCAGCCGGCGGUUCUUACCGUUCAGGUCCCUUGGAGAAAGUCCUCAGGUUCCGGUGCGCGAACGUGCACCUUGAGGAAAGACCAAGCGGCGGCCGCCGCCAAGAGGAACGUGGCUAUCAACAGGUUGCUCGGCCGCCGCCGAAGAGGAGAACCUACAAAAGGUCCGAUCGUCGAGCCCCGUAUCGUGCCACUCGCCAUGCUCAUGUGGCCGAUGAAGAAGACCUUGAAGGGGACUAUGAAGAGCACUAUGGAGACAACACGGAUGACGAGGACCUGGAGCAAGAAGCACUGAUGGCAGAGGAGGAGAUGCCCGAAGAAGAGGAGUGGAGCCAUGACGAAGAGGCCGAGUAUGAGGAAAGCGUCGAGGCCGUGGACCAGGCUGCCUUGCAAGAGGCAUUCGCUGCUGGUUGGAGGGCCAAGAACCAGACGGCCCAAGCCCGGCAGAGCCGUGGCUACCGUGACAGUGGCAAAUCCCCAAAAGGGAAAGGAAAAGUGAAGCGACAAGACAGUCGCCGGCCUGACGAUCGGAAACGCAACAGCACGUGCGCCUCAUGUGGCCAAAAGGGACAUUGGAGAGGCGAUGCAAUCUGCCCCAAUGUGAAGUCAGGCAAGGACGCUCCACAUCGGAAGGAAAGUGCAACCCAUUAUACAACAGCAUCGGGUGCUGGGAAGGGCAGCGCCUUCCAACCCAAGCGGGACCGCGCCCCCUCUCCGGCCAGAGAACCGGAGCGAGCACCGCUGCCGCGGAGGAAGAGCUCAGAGAGCCAAGCAAGAGACCAAGCUGGCGAUGUAACGGGCGCUACGCCCAAACAUCCCCCGAUGGCACCUCCACCAAAUCCUCCUCGACGAGGAGCGGUAGACAAGUCACCGAUGGAGACCUAUGUGGAGCCACCAUCAACCCCAAGGGGGCAUGAAAGACCACCAGAGCCAGCAGUGCCACCUCGAGUCAAAGAAGAAGUCGGUCGAUCUCCUAGCAGAAAGGAACCUGAGAGAGAACCCAAGGCGUCUCCGGAGGAGAAGGCCAAGAAGAGGAGAAGACGCUCACAUCGAUCAGACAGACCGAGAAGGUCCUCAGGUGAGCACAGGUCUGACAGAGAUCGCACCCGUGAGCGAAAGUCACGGGAGGAAGGUGCAGAGACACCUGCUGACACGCCUCGUGAAGGGACAGAAGAGGCCUUUGUGGCACAGCCUUCAACUGGCACUGCAGCACGCCAGUGCAACUGGACAUACAUGGUUGGUGGCUGGGACGUGAUCAAGGACUAUGAUUCUGACAGUUCCGACACGAUCUCAUCUCACCAGUUGGCAACCGAAAGUGAAGAGGACGAUUUGGUCCGCAAGUACCAGUUGCAAAAUUCCCCAGCCCCCAAGUCAGCCGCUAGGGAGAAGCUUAAGGUCAAGCUGAUGACGGUCUUGAGAUCUUUGGCUGAAGAGGAGCAAGACGAUGAGGUCAAGAGACGACUUCAACGGAAACAAGAUCGCCUUCGAGACAAGAUCUCAGCACGGGCCGUGCGAUCUCAAGCCUCGGGCUCGGAAGCUCCGGCCAAAACAAGGCCCAAACAUGAAACCCGAGAUCCCAAGUUGGACGAGGAAAUGUGUUUGUCCACCCAGGAUCUGCUGCAGAUCUUACCAAAUAUGUCCAAGGAGGAGAAGAAAUUGCUCUAUAAGCAACUCAAGAAGGAACGAGAAGAUGAAGCCCUCAAGCUCUUUGGAACGGGGCAGCCGCCCACCUCAGCAGCAAAGCUCAAGAGGCCAGAUCGCCGCCGAGACGGGUACUCGGCUGCGUCCGUACCCAUGGCCUCUGCGGGCCGCAGCCUGAGGAAGGAUGAGGUUGAGGAGCCACCGGAUCAAGAGGAGAAGGUACCGGUGGGAGUCAAGAAGAAGCGCAUGGAGAAGUUUCGCAGACAGCUCUACGAGGCGGCCAAGAACCGAAAAGGGAAGAUCGUACCGUCAGAAGCCGCAGAUCUUCCCAACGUUGCCCAGGAGAACUGCGAGCAUCCAUAUGAGCGUUUGCUCUGGGGUGCAAAUAUCCAUGCCCAUUGGGCAAGCUGCAAGGAUUGCAAGCUGAGAAAAGUCUUGUACUACUCAGCUAUGCAUGGUGCAAUGACGUCCAACCAGUGCAUCCAUGCCCAUGACCAUGAACAUGAGGCCUACCAGGCCAAUGUGCUGUCCCCUGGACAUGUCAUUCUUGACACUGGGUGCAGAACAGCAGUGGCUGGACGCAAGUGGCACAUGACCCUGCAGUCUUUGAUGCGCCAGAAAGGCCUUCCGUUCUACAAGACCAACCACGAGGAGGUCUAUCGCUUUGGAGCAGGUGCACCGGUGCUCAGCACUGAGGCGUUCCUCUAUGCAGUGCAGAUCUAUGAUCACAAGUCUUGGGUGCGCAUCGCAGUGGUUGACAACACACCGGAUGAUGGCCGUGUGGCAGAGUGUCCUGGACUUGUGGGACCUGCUGAACUUGCCCGUUGGAAGGUGCAGAUUGACUUCGCCAAGUUGCAGGUUGCAAUUCAUGGCAAAUGGCAACCCACAGUUUUGUCGCCUUCAAGGCAUCCAAUCCUCAAUCUGCUCAACGUCGGCAAGAAGCCUGAUCCAACAGCAUGGGAGACCGGGGAGCUCAAGGAGCUGAGGCUGCGCCUCACAAACGACCCGCAUUCCUUUGCCCUCUUGCAGGAGGCAUUGGAUGAUCUGAGCUCUGAUGACGGCAGCGCCGCAGAGCCAGACCCAACUACGAAAGAAGCCGUCCAUUGGACGGGACCCCAAUUCGAGACGAUGGCCCGCUGGCAGAAGAAAUCCGAGUCAGAGACCAUCAACCUGCUGGAUGUGCUGGGUGUGGACUGCUUUCGAGCCACAACCAAGGAACCGGAUGACAGUUCCACGGGUUCCAUCAGCGAACGCGAAAGUGAGACUUCUCACGAAGGUGGACUUCCGAUGGGUUUCAACAGUUCUGAUGAAGAAUCCACGGAAUCGGAAGAUGGCAUGGUUGAUGAAGUGAUGAUAGCUGGCAGCGCCGGCGACACUGAGUACCUUGGAAAAGGGCAGAAGCGAAGACUUUUGGCCGCCGCCAAGAACAUCAGUGAAGCUGUGGAGGUGGAGCGCACCAGUUUCAAGAAGGAGAAGGAGGUUCCAAGAGUGCGCCGGCUGCGUACUGGCUUCAAGAUCUUGGAGAUCUUUACGUGGUCCUGCAUGCUGUCAAGGUUUGCCUACGGCCUGGGCUGGGAGUAUCUUGAACCAGUGACCCUUCCAGGCUGGGAUCUGACAGACCCCAAGGUGCAAUGGGAGGCCCACCAGUACAUUGAUCGAGUCGACCCUGACUUCAUCAUGCUGGCAUGGCCGUGUGGACCGUGGUCGCCUCUGCAGCGACUUAAUCAAAAGACUUGGACCCAGCGAGAGGCCCUCAAACACAAACAGAACACCUCGAAGAAGUUGCUGAAGUUUUCUGCACAAGUCUCUUUGAAGAGACAAUGGAAUGGCCGCGCCAUCCUGGGUGAGAAUCCCCUGCUGAGCCUGGCAUGGAAGCAAGAUGAUAUCAUUGAUGGCUUUGGUGAUCUGCCUGAAGGGGUAUGCGACCAGUGUCAGUAUGGCCUCCGCCAUCCCGAAUGCGGCAUGCCUCUGAAGAAACCAACCCGCUUUGUGGGCCAAGAGGAGAUCGUGGCUGAGCUCAGGAAAAGAUGCCCUGGGGAUCACCAACAUUUCUCCAUUGAAGGUUCAGUCCGGACGGAGGAGUACGGGACUAUAUCUCUGUCAUCCUGGGCUGGAGGAUAUCCGAUCCCCUUGUGCAAAGCCAUCAUGAGGGGAGCCUUGAGCUUCCUGCAUCGGCCGGCAGCUGCCGGGAAAGAGACCUACGUCCUGGAGGAGUACGUCACCGAAGAAUCUUUUCAGGAUGGGCAAGAAGGAAUUGAAGAAGAAGAGCAACGAAUGGCACAGGAGAAAAGGCGAGAGGAAGAGGUGAUCGAGGAAGAUGAUCGACGCCCUGUGCCAAAAGAGAUUCAAAAGGCAGUUGAAUUUGCCCAUCGGCAACUUGGACAUCCCAGCAGAGAUACUUUGGUCCGGAUGCUGCGCAUCUCAGGAGCGACAGAGGAUGCCAUCCGUCACGCUAGACGAUGGCAGUGCGAUGUGUGCCGAAUGCAGAAGGCACCAGCACAUCCUCUUGCUACAACGCCAAGCUUGAGACCCUAUGGCUUCAAUCGGAAGCUUCACUUGGACAUCAAGUUUGUGUUCGACUCACGGGAUCGCAAAUAUCCUUGUUUGAGCAUUGUGGAUCUUGGUACUGCGUACCAUGGCGCCUGUCUUUGCAAGACAAGGAGGUCCGACUAUGUGGCGCGCAAGUUCAUGAUCCAUUGGAUCCAGAUCUUUGGAGCUCCAGAGCAUGUUAGCCACGAUCAAGGUGGCGAGUUUGAGCUGGCCUUCACCUCGCUUUUGGAGGACAUGGCGGUGCCAACUACGGUGACAGGAUCACAUGCACCUUGGCAGCUUUCGGUGGGAGAAAGACAUGGAGCUAUCUUGGGCACCAUGAUCUCAGCUAUCACUGCAGAACACUCCACUGAAGGAUUUACAGCCAUGAAACUGGUGGUGUCAUCCGCUGUCGCAGCCAAGAAUAUGACAGUGACUCGGGACGGAUUCACUCCCAAUCAACGAUUGUUUGGAGCUGAAAUCAAAUUCCCCAGUUUGACAGAAGACAACGCCAGGCCAAGCUUUGCAGAAGCAUUGGACUCUGAAUCAGAGUAUGCACGCGCUCACAGAAUGCGCAUCACGGCCAGGCUGGCUUUGAUCCGUACGGACGUCCAAGACAAGAUGCGCCGUGCGAUUCUGAGGAAGCCAGUGCAUGAAAAUGAUGGCCCAUUCAUGCCGGGAGCACAGAUUUACUUCUGGACACCAAAGAAACUUUCAAAAAGGUAUACCCGAGGUGGCCAGUGGCGUGGACCUGCUACAAUCCUUGUGCGUGAGGCCAAGGAGAGAUACUUUGUCAGCUGGCGAGGCCGCGCCCUCCUGUUGGCUGCGCCCAACAUCCGACUGGCUACUCGUGAAGAGUUAGCUCUCAACAAGCCAGCCAAGGAAGAUGCCGACAGUUUGGGUGAACUACUUCGGGACCCCAUCCGGGAGAAGACCUACAAGGACCAAUCACGACUGGCACCUCCGCCGAGGACGAGAAAACGUCCAGCGACCGCGGAUACGCCAGAGAGGAAAAGAGCAAGGACGAUGUUAAGAGGCACCAAGUCAAUUCGACAGCUCCUGAAGGAUCGCUACGCUGAUCUUCGAGCACAGCUCAGGAAGAGAAAGGUGCCCAAAGGUAUUGAGGACAAGCCGGCAGCGCCGCGCCCUGCAAAAAGGCCAAAGGCCUUAGAAGAUGGACAAGUGCCCCCAGAGGAGAUCCCUGAACUACCUCAACCACCGGCACUACCAGGACCUGGAGGAGGCGAAGAGUCUGAUGGCUACAGCGCCACAUCACCUUAUGAUGAGCAUGAAGGGCCUCCCCAAAUGUCAACCGAUGAGGAGCCACCUCACAUUCCUACAGAUGAUGAAGGACUGGAUGAGCCAUCCAGAGCUGAGGCAGAGCCUCCAACGGAGGUACCACCGCAUGAGGUACCUGUCCCGCCGGACAAUGAGGACGAAUGGUUAGAGGAGUUCAGGAAACUGUCCGAGGAAGAUCGACGCAAGAUGUCUCUUGACGACGUUCCUCACACCCUCAAGAGGAAACAGCAGCUUAUGGACCCUGCUCGGGCGGAUGCUGCCGUCAAGAAGCUGCGUGCGAACUUCUGCGCACAGGUGGCAGCGACCACAGUGUAUGUGAGCCUUCAAAAUGAAUGGGUGUCGAGAUACGAGGUGGAACUUCUUAAGCAACUGACAGGCUUGCCAGUUACGGCGGCCAGAAUCCACCGGACACCCAGGAAGCGUUUCCAAAAGCCUCCAAAGAUGGUUAGUCGCUCACGACUUUCCAUUUUAAUUGGCAAAGAUCCUGCCAACACCUUCAUUGUCAACGAGGACGAGGAGGACGUGAAGCAGAACCCUCGCCGUCGUGCCAGCUUUCUUUGGAAAGGCAUGACGAUUUUCUACAAGACUGCCAAGGAGACCGACACCGAGCCGGUAUACAUCCAGCUUCCAGAUGGAUUGUACCGUGCGGAUCUGACUGCCCAAGCCGCCCAAGAUUUCGAAGCUUUGUGGACGGAAGAAGUUCGAGAUUUGCUCACCACUGAAGCGCUGCUAUUGAAGAUGAAGCAGGGUGGCAAGGAGUUGGACCCUGCCUUCUUUGAUCAGAAGGAAAGAGCAGCAUUUGAUACGGCUGAUGUCAAGGAGUGGUCUGAAUGGAUCAAAAACGGAGUGAUUGAGAGGGUCAGCCCUGAGGAAGCGGCCCGAGUUCCCAAAGCAUCCAUUUUCAGAGCACCACUUCAUAUGCUCAGGGUCAACAAACAGACCAAUCAGCUCUUGCCGUUGGUGGCAAAAUCCCGACUUAUUGUGCCAGGUCAUUUAGACCCCCAGCUUGGUGAAUUCCGGACAGAUUCGCCAACCUGCCCUCAAGCAGCUGUCUGUGCAGCCAAGAGCGUGGCAGCAGCCCGUGGAUGGGGUGGCACAAUUUUUGAUGUCACAACAGCUUUCCUCAGCGGAAAGAAGUUGCAACGACAGGUUUACAUUCGAGCCCCCAGAGAAGGUUUGCCUCCAGCUGAGAAUUGGUCAGCUGUGGAACCUGGAGAGCUCUUGCGCAUCCUCAAGAGCGCAUAUGGACUGACAGAGAGUCCCAGGUUGUGGUACCUGGAAGCCCUUGACAGGAUCAAAAAGACUGAUCUCCAGGAGCUCGAGAUGUCGCGAUCUACCUUCGUUGCAGGUGGUGGAAGCAGUGGCAGCGCCACAUAUGCUAUCCUAUGUCUCCACGUGGAUGACGGACUGCUUCUCGGUGAUUUACAGGACAAGCGUGUCCAGAAUCUCAAGCGGCAGAUUGAUGGUAUGUUCAAGAUCAAAGCCUGGAAGACCCUAUCUGCCAAAGAACCAGUUCAAUUCUUGGGCGUGGACGUAACUUUGGAUUCAAAUGGUAUCCACGACGACAUGACGCAGUACAUCAAGCAGAUCAAGGUGGAACCUUUGAGUGGCUCUGGACCACUUAAUCCAAGGGAGUUGACGCUCUAUCGUCAGCUCGUCAUGCGCCUUCGGUGGCCGGCCCAACAGGCCAUGCCACACUUGCUGUAUGAGGUUUCGGCCCUAGCACAACGUGUGAGCCGCGCUCAACACAGUGACUACAAGGAAGCUGUCAAGCUUCAUCAAAAGUUUGUGGAGGAAGCUUCCCAGGGCCGCGCCCAAUUGACCUAUCCAAAGCUGAACGAGAAGGAGAAGCUAUUCUACAUCAGCUUCUUUGAUGCCUCGGUUGGAAAAGAAGAAGACGGAAAAUCUCAGCUUGGGUCAAUUCACUUUCUCACAACAGAGAAAGCACGGUCAGGACCAGCAUUGGCAUCGGUGGUGGAAUUCUCCACCAAUAAAAGUUCUCGAGUUCUGAGGAGUUCAAUGUCUGCUGAAAGCUGUAGCAUGUCCAUCUGUGUGGACCGUCACUUGUACGGCCGCUUGGUUUUGGAUCGUUUGCUCUACGGCAACAGACCCUUGGAUGAGGAUUGGCGAUUGUCAAUGGGUCUUGAUGGAGGCGUCGUAACUGAUGCCAAGAGCCUCUAUGACCAUUUGAAUACAACAGGUCAGCUCCCCACGGAGCGUCAGACCAUGCUGGACUUGCUUGUUGCACGACAUCACUUGGAAGCUGGAGCGUAUAUGUUGUUUUGGGUCCCUACUCAUCGACAGCACGCCGACGGCCUAACCAAGAAGAUGGUCAACCUGUUGUGGCAGGCAUUCUGCCGAAAGCCUAUGGUGUCCCUACGUGAGACUCCAGAGGAGAAAACGUUAGAGGAUCACCGGCGCAAACUGCGCCAGGGGCAGCGACAGCGUCGCAAAGAAAAGCUGAAGGGCCGCGUCCCAGCACUGGCAUCGGCUGCGCCGUGCCAUAAUUUGCGCAACACACCAACACGUUUCCCUUCCGAUGUGAAAGACAAAGGCGGAAGGCAAUGGUGGGAAAGCAACAGCCCUGAACCUUAUGGUCGAGAUUUCUCGCGCGACCGCCAGAUCAGGACGCCCAGACCGGAGCAGGGUAUCUACACAGAUUCCAAGGAGCAGAAGGCACAGAUGGAGGUGACCUUUGGUGCUCCAGCUGCACGGCCCGUGCGGCCGGCGCAAGCUGAAAGCUAUGGCCAGGGUGACCGCCCUGGUCCCUCCACUCCUCGUGCUGAGCUGCGGAUGCAACAGAUACCCAGGCAGCAAGCAGACGUCUCGCGGCAAACGUCUUGGAAGGACGUCGCUUCCUCGACCUCAAGGGCGGAGAUGGGGCCUCCACGCCAACAAGUUGAUGUGUCCCCAACAUCUCCACAGGAUCUCAUGGGUGCGGCUGGACCCUGGAGUCUCGAACCGCAUGGACGGAGUCCCACGGAACCACAGAGGCAUCCUGUCACUAAGUGCAACGCCUGGUGGGUGGAUCUUCAAGGUUCUUCCCUGCCGGCAUCACCUGGCACGGCGAGUGCGCCUGGGCCAAGCAUGGCAGGAGCUUCUCCAAGCGUCACUGAGCCCAUCGAAAGGAGUUUGGCGUCUUCACAACAGCUACCACAAUUUCCAUCACAGCCAUUAUCCGAAAGCUAUUCAUGGUCAGCCAGUCCAGCCAGUGCAGACAGACCGGCUGCUUGGCAGGAUGGUCCCCGUCUUGGCGAUCACUUUGCGGAGCGUUUGGGCUUGGAUGUGCACGGCUUGCCACUAUCAGGAACUCCAAUGGCAACUCCAGCAGAAGUGUGGCAGCACCUUGUCCUAUUGGUGGAGAUUAAUGGAUAUAACAAUGGAUAG
Messenger RNA from Cladocopium goreaui, 11481 nucleotides. The record is from the annotation of a GenBank genome assembly. Lineage: Eukaryota; Dinophyceae; Suessiales; Symbiodiniaceae.